AUUUUUUCUCAUUUCAUUCCCCAUCCCCAUUCCCUUCACAGAAAAGGGUAUUCGAUUCAGACUAAUUAGCAAACCCUAUAGAACCUCUCUUCUCUCUUGUCGGCCUUCAACUAUUGAGAACCAUGGCGAACGCGGCGUCGGGGAUGGCGGUGGAGGACGAGUGCAAGCUAAAGUUUCAGGAGCUAAAGGCGAAGAGGAACUACAGAUACAUAAUAUUCAGGAUCGACGGCCAACAGGUCGUCGUCGAAAAACUCGGUAGCCCCGACGACACCUACGACGACUUUGCUGAUUCUCUUCCCGUCAACGAGUGCCGUUACGCCGUCUACGACUUCGACUUCACCACCCCCGAGAACUGCCAGAAGAGCAAGAUCUUCUUCAUCGCCUGGUCGCCGGAUUCAUCGAGGGUGAGGAUGAAGAUGGUGUAUGCAAGCUCAAAGGACAGGUUCAAGAGGGAACUAGAUGGGAUUCAGGUGGAGUUGCAGGCCACGGAUCCUAGCGAGAUGAGCAUCGACAUCAUCAAGAGCCGAGCUCUCUAGAUAGAUGAUCAUCAUCCAUCAUCCAACAUCCAUCAUCCAUCAUCCAUCAUCCAUCAUCACCUUAUAUAUCUUACCGCAUUUCUGCAUAAAUACUGAAGAAACUAUUUUUCCGUGUUGUGUAAUUUUAUUGGAUUCGUUCUUUCUUCUUCUUCCUCCUCCACCCUUUUUUUGGUGUUUAAAUUAAAAUUUCCGGUGGCAUUCUGGGUUUUGUAUUGAAAACCAUGUAGUUCGUGUCAUGUAUUACUUUUGCAACACAAAUUACUCGA
Messenger RNA from Tarenaya hassleriana, 802 nucleotides. Its product is annotated as actin-depolymerizing factor 7-like. The record is from RefSeq and is a predicted model, not a curated record. The coding region runs from base 123 to 536 and encodes 137 amino acids. Gene Ontology annotation, molecular function: actin filament binding. The transcript has 3 exons. NCBI's taxonomy places the organism in Eukaryota, Viridiplantae, Streptophyta, Magnoliopsida, Brassicales, Cleomaceae. Gene Ontology annotation, cellular component: actin cytoskeleton; cytoplasm. Gene Ontology annotation, biological process: actin filament depolymerization.